UUGGUUUUUUUCACGGCUGAUGAAAUAAAAGAUGAAACAUGUGAUUGUCAGAGGAGAGCUGACGAGUGGGUCAGACAGAGACAGACGGUCUACCUGGUCAUGGAUCUCCUGCUGAUGCUGUUGCUGUUGCUGUGGAGCUCAGGACUCCAGGCUGAAGAUGAACACCAAUCAACAGAGCCUGUCAGGUUGGUAGGAGGAGCCAGUCGCUGUGCAGGUACACUGGAGCUGAAAUAUGGAGAGUGGAGACCAGUGAGUUACGAUGUCUUUCGCGGGACCCUGAAGUCAGCAGCUGUUGCCUGCAGAAAAUUGGACUGUGGCUCUGCUGUUUCAACAGGAAGCAGAAAGGAGUCCUCAGACAGACUUGCAUGGUUGAUCGACUCUGACUGUCUUCAGUCUGGAUCUGCACUGAGGGAUUGUGUAUCAUCACCACCAUUUCCCUCUUCCUCCAUGUUGGAGCUCACCUGCUCAGACUCUGUCAGGCUGCUGAAUGGGACUAGUCUGUGUUCAGGCAGACUGGAGGUGAAGUCUGAGCAGUCGUGGUCCUCAGUGUGUGAAGCUGACUUUGACCAGCAGGAUGCAGAGGUGGUCUGUAGGGAGCUUGGCUGUGGGGCUCCUUCAGUCCUCCAGGGGGCGCUCUAUGGAGAAGUGGAGGCUCCAAUGUGGACCAAAGAGUUCCAGUGUGGAGGCCAUGAGUCUGCUCUCCUGGACUGUAGAAGAUCAGACUCAGCUAGAAGAACUUGCUCACCUGGUAAAGCUGUUGGACUCACCUGCUCAGAGCCUGUCAGGUUGGUGGGAGGAGCCAGUCGCUGUGCAGGUACACUGGAGGUGAAACAGGGAGAGUGGAGACCAGUGAGUUACUCUGACUCUUCCUGGACCCUGAAGGAAGCAGCUGUUGCCUGCAGAGAAUUGGACUGUGGCUCUGCUGUUUCAACAGGAAGCAGAAAUGAGUCCUCAGACAGACCUGUAUGGGAGAUCAGACCUCACUCUCUUCAGUCUGGAUCUGCACUGAGGGACUGUGUAUCAUCAGAGUCCUCUUCCUCCAUGGUGGAGCUCACCUGCUCAGACUCUGUCAGGCUGGUGAAUGGGGCUAGUCUGUGUUCAGGCAGACUGGAGGUGAAGUCUGAGCAGUCGUGGUCCUCAGUGUGUGAAGCUGACUUUGACCAGCAGGAUGCAGAGGUGGUCUGUAGGGAGCUUGGCUGUGGGGCUCCUUCAGUCCUCCAGGGGGCGCUCUAUGGAGAAGUGGAGGCUCCAAUGUGGACCAAAGAGUUCCAGUGUGGAGGCCAUGAGUCUGCUCUCCUGGACUGUAGAAGAUCAGACUCAGCUAGAAGAACUUGCUCACCUGGUAAAGCUGUUGGACUCACCUGCUCACAAGAGACUGUCAGGUUGGUGGGAGGAGCCAGUCGCUGUGCAGGUACACUGGAGGUGAAAUAUGGAGAGUGGAGACCAGUGGGUGACUAUCAAUGGACCCUGAAGGAAGCAGCUGUUGUCUGCAGAGAAUUGGACUGUGGCUCUGCUGUUUCAACAGGAAGCAGAGAUGAGUCCUCAGACAGACCUGUAUGGUUGAUCCACCCUGACUGUCUUCAGUCUGGAUUUGCACUGAGGGAAUGUUUAUCAUCAUCACCAUUUCCCUCUUCCUCCAUGUUGGAGCUCACCUGCUCAGACUCUGUCAGGCUGGUGAAUGGGACUAGUCUGUGUUCAGGCAGACUGGAGGUGAAGUCUGAGCAGUCGUGGUCCUCAGUGUGUGAAGCUGACUUUGACCAGCAGGAUGCAGAGGUGGUCUGUAGGGAGCUUGGCUGUGGGGCUCCUUCAGUCCUCCAGGGGGCGCUCUAUGGAGAAGUGGAGGCUCCAAUGUGGACCAAAGAGUUCCAGUGUGGAGGCCAUGAGUCUGCUCUUCUGGACUGUAGAAGAUCUGACUCAGCUAGAAGAACCUGCUCACCUGGUAAAGCUGUUGGACUCACCUGCUCACAAGAGACUGUCAGGUUGGUGGGAGGAGCCAGUCGAUGUGCAGGUACACUGGAGGUGAAACUGGGAGAGUGGAGACCAGUGAGUGACGAUGGCUUUUUGUCUGACUGGACCCUGAAGGAAGCAGCUGUUGUCUGCAGAGAAUUGGACUGUGGCUCUGCUGUUUCAACAGGAAACAGAAACACGUCAGACAGACCUGUAUGGAGGAUCAGCUCUGACUGUCUUCAGGCUGGAUCUGCACUGAAGGACUGUGUAUCAUCAGGUUCCUCUUCCUCCAUGUUUGAGCUCACCUGCUCAGACUCUGUCAGGCUGGUGAAUGGGACUAGUCUGUGUUCAGGCAGACUGGAGGUGAAGUCUGAGCAGUCGUGGUCCUCAGUGUGUGAAGCUGACUUUGACCAGCAGGAUGCAGAGGUGGUCUGUAGGGAGCUUGGCUGUGGGGCUCCUUCAGUCCUCCAGGGGGCGCUCUAUGGAGAAGUGGAGGCUCCAAUGUGGACCAAAGAGUUCCAGUGUGGAGGCCAUGAGUCUGCUCUCCUGGACUGUAGAAGAUCAGACUCAGCUAGAAGAACCUGCUCACCUGGUAAAGCUGUUGGACUCACCUGCUCAGAGCCUGUCAGGUUGGUGGGAGGAGCCAGUCGCUGUGCAGGUACACUGGAGCUGAAACGGGGAGAGUGGAGACCAGUGAAAUACUCUUACUGGACGAUGAAAGAAGCAGCUGUUGCCUGCAGAGAAUUGGACUGUGGCUCUGCUGUUUCAACAGGAAGCAGAGAUGAGUCCUCAGACAGACCUUUAUGGUUCAUCAGACCUGACUGUCUUCAGUCUGGAUCUGCACUGAGGGAAUGUGCAUUAUUACUUCCCUUCUCCUCCUCCAUGGUGGAGCUCACCUGCUCAGACCUGCUGCUUCAGCCAAUCAUCUCUGUGUCUCCUACCAUGGACGGGGUCACCGGGGCCCAGCAGCAGGGGUUUCAGGUUCUCCAGGGCUCCAAUUUCACCAUCAGCUGCUCCGUCCAGCCUCAGUACCCAGGAGGCUCCUUCCAGCUCACCUUCACCUCCUCCAACACAGCAUACAACUACACCCAGCCAGCUGUCAGUCACUCCGCUGACUUCCUGUUUCCUGCUGCAGACCCCACCCACCAAGGAAGCUAUAGCUGUGUUUAUGGCGUCUUUGUUUUUUCUCAUAACUUCUCCUCUGAGAGCCGUCUGCUCUCUGUCACUGUCACAGAUCCAAAAGGUUUUAUCAUCAGACUGGUCGUCGUCCUGCUGGUGGCUCUGCUGCUGUCUAACACUGCCGUCUAUUUCAUCCUGAAGGCCAGCAGGGGGCAGAAGUCAGACCCACAGGAAAACAUUGAGCUGGAUUAUUAUAACCUGGGUGUUUCCAGAGCUGAAGGAGAACCGACUGGAGAGGAAGGAGAGCCGGCUGGAGAGGAAGGAGAGCCGGCUGGAGAGGAAGGAGAGCCGACUGGAGAGGAAGGAGAGCCGGCUGGAGAGGAAGGAGCUCGGGGAGCAGAGUAGGACCUCCGAGGAGCCACACAAACCCUCUGAAGAAGAAAAUCACGUUUGGUUUCAUCUCUCCUCUCAGUCUGACAGGUUUUUGCAGCUCAGCACGGCGAGGAAUGACGUCCAUAUUGAUCGAUUCCACAGCUUCUGAUUUCCAUCCAGCACCAACGCUCAGUGCCAAAACAGGAAGUAGUAAGACCUUAAAACCACUAGAAGAAGAGCAGAGAGGAGAUCUGAUUGGACCAUUUGUAACAUAAUUAUCUGUAUAUAAUUAUAGUUUGACAGAAUAUUAAUCGCUUGUGUGAACAGCUUUAACAUUUUUACUUAACCCUUUA
Messenger RNA from Scomber japonicus (chub mackerel), 3791 nucleotides. RefSeq names its product scavenger receptor cysteine-rich type 1 protein M130-like. The transcript is spliced from 14 exons. The coding region runs from base 100 to 3471 and encodes 1123 amino acids. The record is from RefSeq and is a predicted model, not a curated record. Gene Ontology annotation, cellular component: membrane. NCBI's taxonomy places the organism in Eukaryota, Metazoa, Chordata, Actinopteri, Scombriformes, Scombridae.